GAGAGAGCAAGAGAUGGGACCAUGUAAAGGCACUUCCAACAGAUCUCCUCUCAUCCUCCCUCUCUUCUUCCUUCCUUCCUCUCCUCCUCCUCGUGCUGCUCUGCCAGUAAAGCCUGUUCCUGCUCACCUUGGCCAGGCUGAUGUGGGAUGCAAGCAGCUCCAUGUGAAUGCCUUUUCGCUCUUUAAAGAGCAGCUGUACGGCUGCCGUGGCUAUCAGGAUCAGGGAGUGAUCUCCUUUUCUACUCGUUCCUCUCCUCCACGCUCCCCUCAGUCCUCGUGCCUGCCUGUUUGUGUUAUUUCUCACCAGCAGACACUCCGCUACCCCACACACCCCUCUCCAGAGGGCAGACUGUGGGUUGCGUUCCCUCUUCUCCUCGGCUGGGCUGUGUGGGGUUCGGAGUCAGAGCGCUGAGAGAUGUAUUCCCUCUGAAACCCGGAGUGAGGAGGGGCAGGAAGUAACUCAGCAGCCGUAGAGGCAGCAUCGGCGUCGGCAGCGGUGGCCACAGUGAGCGUGUGAGAGAGAGAUUAGAGUAGUGGAGCGCUGAGCUGAGCUGUGCCAUAGCGUGUUCUGUCUGGCUCCGUGCGCUCUGGUGAGGCAGGGGCGUCCAGGAGGGGAGACAUGUGGCUCAGCCCAAAGCCUCAGGACCAGGACCAGUGAAGAGCAGCCCUCAGCAGCCUCUAGCAGUAUGGCAGAGCCAGAGACCCACUGAUGAUUCCAGCCUGACUGAUGCCAGCCCACGUGUGGGUUACCAUGCGCCACAGCCGCGCCGCACCAGAGGGAAACAUAGCCAUGUGAAAGUGGACUCGGUCGAGGAGCAACUCUUGGACAUGUUUUCCAGGGAAAAGUUUGUAUUUUUCUCAAUUUUUGAACUUGUUUUGUUUCUCUUGGUGCUGUUUGGCGGACCCGAGCUCAGCCACCAGGCAAGGACUAAAGCCAGAUGGAACAAGGGGGGAUCCCGUCUGCGCCAGGAGGACUCCCCACCCCGGAUCGUAGAGCACCCCUCUGACCUGAUCGUGUCCAAGGGGGAGCCCGCCACCCUCAACUGCAAGGCGGAGGGGCGGCCCAGCCCCACGGUGGAGUGGUACAAGGACGGGGAGCGUGUGGAAACGGACAAAGAUGACCCGCGGUCUCACCGCAUGCUCCUCCCCAGUGGCUCCCUCUUCUUCCUACGUAUCGUCCACGGACGACGCUCCAAACCGGAUGAGGGCUCCUACGUCUGCGUCGCCCGCAACUACCUGGGAGAAGCUGUCAGCCGCAAUGCAUCCCUGGAAGUAGCAUGUAAGUCAACAAUUACAUACAUUACAUGUUCAUAUUUUUCUCAGUCGUCCUCUUAGGUUCUUUAUGUUGCUCUCCAUGUUUUUGCGGGUUGAAUGAUUUUCCAUACCAACCGUACUGAUGAAAAAGGCCGACUCAAGGGGUUGUUUGUCCUUUGCUCUCCAGAAGGAAUGACUGAGUUUACGUAUAAAGCCUCAAGACAGGCCGAGACAUUAAACAUAUUUUUAUUGGACAUUGUGGUUUCUUCCAACAUCUAAUAAUGUCAUUAUUUACAAUACAAUUUGAGUCUUCGUGAACUACAGGUAAUUUCACUGUGUUUGUUCUGAAAGGGAAUUCAAUCAGAGAACUUUUAAUAGACAUUUUAAACUGGGUGGUUCGAGCCCUGAAUCCUGAUUUGGCUGAAAGCUGUUGUACAGUAUAUCAAACCAUAUACGAUGGGUAUGACAAAAUAUGUUGAUGAUGACAGAUGAUUACACAGCAUUGUGUUGUAUUUUGAGUGAGUAGACAUAAUUGUGUGGAUAGACGUUCUAGCCCAGGGGAGGGAUCAUGGUGUUUGGGGUUACUGAGGGAUCCUGGCAGGCAUUUGAGUUGGACUUGUCCAAAUGUCAUACUACAGGGAGCUGGAUGAUGUCAGGGUAGAGCUAUUGCAGAGGGAUAGUGGGUUGGAGGGUGGAGCGACAGUCACAGAUGAAAGCUCCCGAUUUGACAUUUGACACGGGCUUCCAGGGCGGUGAUGUGCACCGCUGGAAGACACUGACAUGCAGGCUGCACCUGACCCAAAGAUCAGUUUACCGUUGAAGAGUCUCAUAGAAGCCCCAGGGGCCACAAACUCUCUGUACUCUGGGGAAGGUUACAGGACCGACAGUUCCUUCAAUUAACCCUGUGGAAUAUGUCUGUUUUUGUUCUGCACCCUGCCUUUACACACCGAGACCUAGCCUGUGUUUUAGUAACACAUUUGAUGAAUUUAUUUUGGACCCUUCUUCCACUUGUUGUGCAUAGGGCAGGAAUGAGUGAGUUGGGCUGCCAGGUUUCAGGUCAUUAGUAGUGAAACAGUAUUGGACUGGGCCGUAGGGGAAUUGGCUGGACCGGCAGCUUAAGUGAGAGGAGCCUUUCGUGAAGUCUGCUCCCCCAGCUGAUCAAUACACAGCACUUUUUAUGCAUUGUUAUGAAAAUAGAGGCCAUCCAUCUUGGAAAGGGGAAAUGAUGAUACAUCAUGGAAAUGGAUAGUUAAAUCAGUGUGAACUGUUCGAAUUGUGUAUGGUUUCAUUCUGGGGUGAGUUAUGAUGGGUUUUGUGGGUGUAAGGAAUAUAGACUGUGGGAACUCAGGGCUGCACAUGUCUCAUUGUUUCUGGGGUGAUAAUGUUGACUGGUGGUGAUAGCUGUAGUGAUAUGUUGACUAGUGGUGAUAGCUGUAGUGAUAACGUUGACUAGUGGUGAUAGCUGUAGUGAUAUGUUGACUAGUGGUGAUAGCUGUAGUGAUAUGUUGACUAGUGGUGAUAGCUGUAGUGAUAUGUUGACUAGUGGUGAUAGCUGUAGUGAUAUGUUGACUGGUGGUGAUAGCUGUAGUGAUAUGUUGACUAGUGGUGAUAGCUGUAGUGAUAUGUUGACUGGUGGUGAUAGCUGUAGUGAUAUGUUGACUAGUGGUGAUAGCUGUAGUGAUAAGGUUGACUAGUGGUGAUAGCUGUAGUGAUAUGUUGACUAGUGGUGAUAGCUGUAGUGAUAUGUUGACUAGUGGUGAUAGCUGUAGUGAUAUGUUGA
Molecule: messenger RNA, 3034 nt
Organism: Salvelinus fontinalis (brook trout)
Lineage: Eukaryota; Metazoa; Chordata; Actinopteri; Salmoniformes; Salmonidae
Product: roundabout homolog 2-like
Exons: 2
Coding region: 829-1335 (168 amino acids)
Biological process (GO): synapse organization; homophilic cell-cell adhesion
Cellular component (GO): neuronal cell body; axon; plasma membrane
Molecular function (GO): axon guidance receptor activity
Source: RefSeq, a predicted model, not a curated record